AUGAUGCUAUUUAAAAGGCUGAAAGGAGUCUUAAAGAGAGGGAAAAUCAACUGGAAUGUCCCGAAAAAUGCUAUUCUGACCCUAGAUGAAAUUGAUAAGCUUCAAAAUUCUGAAGAUGAAUCUGCCAAAUCUAAAAAUGAAUCAACAAUAUCUAAGCUUAAAAAGGAAAAGGAUGACCAUUACAACGAAGUUCAUUACCUUACUGAGGAUGCCAGAAAAAGAGCCUUAGGGGAUAUAAAGGAGAGGCAGAAGACUCUGGAUGGUCUUAAAAAAAAUCUUGAAGCUUUUAUUGGCAAAGAGAAUGAAGUUAAUCCUGCAAAAAACCUUUUAGAAAAUCUCACUGAAGGUUUGGAAAAGUUUUUAGGUUACAAUAAAGACUCCAAAGGCUACUCGGGUGAUGGCAUCGUGUACUCGGACCUUGACAGGCUCUGCGACGGGGUGAUGUCUUUCCUUCAUGGAGUUCUCCAAAGUGUGAAGGAGGAUGAUAACGUUACAACGUACAAUAAACAUAUUACUCAGAAUAAUUUAGAUAAUGUUCUUCGUGAUGUAUUUUCUAAAAUUGGCACUGGGCGUAAUGGGCUUUCGGACUCUGUCACCAAGGUGAAGGAGUGGUUGGAGAAAUAUAAUGAUGAAGUAGAAAAGAAGACAAGAGGAGUGACCGAUGGAUUAUCUGCACUUAUAGGUAAGUUGCGUAGUGAUGUUUCAUCUGGUGUUGCAGGGAAUGAGUAUUACAAGAGCGUUGAAGGCGAGGCGACCAAGGAUCUCGGGACCCAGUUGGCAAGGUGGAAGGGGACACUGGGGAGCAUCGACAGUGAUGUUCAAAGUAUUGCAAACAUACAAAUUAAUGACUUAGACGACACACUUAAAGCACAACUAACGCACAAAUUAGAUCCAGUUAAGAAAGUGGUAGAGCACCUGAAAGGUGUUGCCACCAGUAUGAUAUCUAGCGGCCUGGUGAAGGCUGUAGAUAGUGCAAUUACUGAGAAGGAAACGCUUGUCAAAGAGCGAAUUAAAGCAAAAUCGCAAGAGCUGAGAGAGACGUUGACAACUAAUUUUACCACAAUAGAUGAAAGAAUUCGGGCAUUCGAAACUGCGCAUAACGGUCAGUUGGUGCCCUUGGUAGGACUGGUCAAGCAGUUGACUAUAAGUGUAGAGCAGGCCAAUAAGGCGGCGCUUAAGUUGGACGAUGAUUAUAAUAGUGAGAUUGUUGGGAAGUUGCAGGGAAUUGACAAGCAGGUCACGGCGCUUGACACUAAAGAUAUUACUAAUGGGUUUCAAACGAUCUUCGCUACGGUUAGUGAGCAGUUGGGGACGCUUCACCAGAAGCUGGAGGAACUUGGUGGACUUGGUCAGAAGGUUACUAUUACGGUGGAGAAAAAUCUGCCAUAUUUCGAGACCGGAGGUGAUCCAGAUAUGAAUGUGAGUGCGCAGAUCACGAAGCUGAAGGAGGAGAUUAGAAAGGAAAUUACCAAUUAUGUAAAAAAUGGCUUGGGAGAUAUUAUUAGGUUGGCGAUUAAAGGAAAAACAGAUUUGGUUGCGAAUUCGAAGAACCAUCCAGAUGGUUCCCUGGAUCAGAUUGUUGGGGCAGUUAAAGUUUACGCUGAGAAGUUCACGCAGGGGAAAUUUGAGAGCGAAACACUGCCUGGUUGGAUUGGUGCUAUUUUAAGAAGUGGAGCUGUUGAUCAUAGGCUUGGGGCGUAUAUCGGCAGGAACAACAGUCGUUUUAAUAACAAACUGGAGCAUAUUAAAAGUGGCAGUGACAGUAGAUUACAUGAUGUAGUUAAGCAGCAGAUUAUUCAGGAGCUGAAGAAAAAAAUGUCUGCAGACUUCCCCUCCUAUACGGCUAAAGCUAAGGAAGGAAUUGAACAAAUUGUAGCCUAUGUUCAGGCGGCCUGCGAGAAAUUUGCAACGCAGCUUAAUGUGAAGAUUAAGAAUAGGGUGGGGGGUAUUAGUUCGUCUGAGAUAGCCAAGGAAGUUGAGACAAAUGGGAAGGAUGGCAUUCUCACCGACAAAAGAAAUCCCACCAACGAUUCAGAUUUAACGCUUGCCGUAGACGGCAUCCUCCCUAAACUCGCCUCCAAAGCGAGGACAGCUGCCGCAAAAUUGGGAUGGCUCAUCGGCAGCGGUGAUACCGAUGGCAAAAUAGGUAACGUGGAGGCGGCUAUAAGAGUUGUCAAUAGUCUCGGUGACCAUCUCGCUGGGGAAAUUAAAAAGACUGACUCACCCUCUCAAGGCCAAACGAAUCUCGGCUACGACAUCCAAGCCAAGUUAGGCACUGCAGCAACCAACGGCGAAGUCGACACGAAGCUCGGCGAACUCCUUGAGAAAGCUGUAAAAAAUGGCAUAAAUAAAUUAGAUGCUCAAGUGAAAAGAAUCGUUGGUGACCUUAGCAGUGUCCAUCCUACGAUUGAAAAAGCAAUUGGCAGGGUGAGCAACACACCAAACGGCGGCCAUCCAAACGAUAUUUACCAAGCCGUCCAAAAUCUUCACCAACAGAUCGAAAGGCUCAAACCUGUAGUCAUCGAAGUAAAUAACAGCGCCCAAGUUAACAUAAAACACCAGGUGACAAACAUGAAAAAGCAUGUUGCUGGUAUGCUGGCGGCCAUAACAGAAAUAAAUAAUAAUAUUGGGUCCAUUAAUACAGCUUUGAAACAAGCCAUUGAGGAGGCGCAGAAAUCUGUUGCCACAGCCCGCGAACAACUCGGUGAGCUUAUUACCACAACGGAAACUGAGCUCACUCAACAAGUCAACACAGCCUUCACCACCGUCCACACCGCCGCGAAAACCAUGUUCAACCAAAGUCAUAAGGCGGACUUGGCGCAGCUUAAGGAAUUAAUAAAUGCGCAAAAAACUGUUAUCGAAGGCAUUAUAGAUGAGGAUAAAAAGAAAGGUCUGAAAGGCCUGCUGAAGGAGAUGUACGGUGACGACGGAAGUAAACUGGAGGAAUUUAAAAGUUAUAAUGAUCCGAAAAUUCCUGCACAUUUCGGAGACCUGUCUAGCAAACUAAAAGACUAUUUAGAACUCAUUUUCACAUACAUCAAGGGACAACUCAACACUCCAAGUUCGUCGCCACCCAACUCCACAACCAAGGAGCCAACCAAAAUGCUGGGUGAAGUGCAAAGUAAACUCGGCAAUUUGCUUACUCAUCUUGGCACAGCGAAACAUUUUGAUAGUCUAUUCGUAUUGCGCUUAGAAUCGUUUUCCACUGAACUUGGCAAAUUCACGCCGUCUCAAUUCGCCGGCCCAAAUAACUCUAAGCUGCUCGACUCACUUAGAGAUGGGCUGCAGAAAUUGUGUGAUCAGCUGGACAAGGCGUACGUGUCGGCGUACUCGGGAGACUACUGGAAUGGCAAUAACAAAAACAAGUAUGCUAAUGUUUUCUGUACUAUAAUGCAUACGUUCCGUAGAGAUUUUGAUGAGUUGCGUGAUGGGUUGUCAGGUGCCAUGUAUGACAAGUCGAUUCAUCUAGCCAACAGUAACUCCCUCGGCAGCUUUUUCAAGGGCUGCAAUUACAACGUGUCGAAAACCACUGGCAAACAAGGUGGCGAAUUGAAAAAUGACGUGGAUGGUAAAACGAUAUAUGGGCUUCUUGUCUCAGAUGAUGAAAAGCAUGUUUACAAAAAACCUUACAAGGGCCCUGUUAUAGAUUUGCACCGUCACAUAAGAACAUACUACACCGCCUGCCAUCUUACAUUACACGACUCACCUAAAUACCCUUGUUCCAUCAGAGACAUGUUAUCCUGGUUGACGGGCCUUCCUUACACUGCAGUCUAUCAGGGCAUUAAGACACACUGUAACACGAUGCUUAAGAAGGAGAUCACAGACGCUGAGAAAAAAUCGCAGCCUGCGGAUCCCGUAAUCAGUAAAAUCCUUCAGAACACAUUACAUGAUAACCUAAAUCACACGAUAAAAAAUGCAUACAACGUACUCACAACUAUAUGUGGGAACGGACGUGGCUCCGAUCAUGCUGACUACCCUUAUGCGUGCUACUUCCUAAACAAUUCCCGCGGUUUCCACUAUCCUGGCAGCGUUUCAAGUCUGUUCGAUAUGUUAAAGGAAAUCUGUAGUCGGUUGCUGUGUUCCCUGAACCUAUUGUAUAGCGUGUGUCGUACUCCCGCCAAAUACCGUGGCUGGAAUGACUGUCCAUACGGGCAGGACGUUUCCGGUUACCAAUGGGAUUGCCAUGAUUCAUCACACUCCGGUAGGGAGUGUCUUCCAAAAUCACGUCUCCAGGCUCAUUUAAUGGACGGUAUGCCCGGUUGUCUACCACAUAAAUUGACAUCUGUCGGUUGUAAAUCAGUCUGCUCUACCUGUCCCAAAUCAUCUGCUGGCGAACAGUGCAUCACACCUAUGGGCUUUGUGGAUUUACCUAACGCGGCGUCCAUUAAAGGCACCGGAAAUGAUAUAUUUAAAGCUCUCAGCAUUUUAUGCAAAGAUGCUGGCUGUCCGUUGCCUACGUUGCUUCGAUGUCUGGCGUCAGUAAAUCCAUAUCCUCCCAGAAGUCUUGGCGAUAUGUUGUCUCUCUACUGCCAAGUUUUCCAAAAACAUGACGGGAAGUAUAUUCAUAACGCCGAAAUUAAAAGGCACCUUGAAAACGUUACGAUUUCGGACAGCUUCCCACUGUCAGCCUCCCUUCAUGGUGAUUAUCCAGUGACAAAACUAACCAGUGCACUGCAAAAAUUGCACUAUUCUUCAGGUGAUCACCUUAUAACUCCUAAUGCCAAGGCUACAAACCAAUGUCAUGCUGAUCUGUGGAGCCUAUCUACAAUGUCUACAUGCCAGGCGACAAAAUCAUGUGCUCCAUACCUCCACCCACUCGGAAAGAAUGCUUACCACACCCUUCCUAAAAAACACGCAGCAUUGUAUCUUUCAUGGUGCUGUUAUUUGGCCUGGGAGUUUUGGGACUUGCUGCAACAGUUACUGAAUAGUUUCAAAAAUAUCGCUUGCAAAUCAUUCGGGUGUCCUUGCAAAUGUCCACCCGGCAAACAUGGAGUCACGGAGGAAAGUUCUACAAAACCAGGCUGCCACUGUGAUUCCAUCGUUGACUGCACAGGUGUCCUCUCGGUGUUCUACCAAUACGGACUCACAUUCCGUGUACCUGCUACGUUAUAUGCACACAAUACCAGGCGGACGUGUGAUGAUUUUGUUAAACAAUUACAUAAAGUGCUGUACGACGGAUACUUCAAGAAGCUGUUUGAAGAAAUCGACGAAUUCAUCUGGGCAAUUCGCACACCCUUCUCAUACCUCUUAUUAGCCCUCUGGUCGCUGUCGCUCCUGUACCUGCUGCACAUCGCCGUCGUCCGCCUCGACGUCCUGAGGAUACGCUCCCACCUGAGAUCGCCCUCAAGCCACCGCAUCGCCGCCCAGUCGCUCCUCGCCGCCGCACGCGUCAAGGCACUCGCCAACGUCAAGUACUUCUCACCGUAA
Babesia ovata is the source of this 5427-nucleotide messenger RNA. RefSeq lists its product as uncharacterized. The coding region runs from base 1 to 5427 and encodes 1808 amino acids. The record is from RefSeq and is a predicted model, not a curated record. The transcript is spliced from 2 exons. Lineage: Eukaryota; Apicomplexa; Aconoidasida; Piroplasmida; Babesiidae.